Mesorhabditis spiculigera is the source of this 360-nucleotide messenger RNA. The record is from the annotation of a GenBank genome assembly. Lineage: Eukaryota; Metazoa; Nematoda; Chromadorea; Rhabditida; Rhabditidae.
AUGCUACGCCAAUUAUUCGUCUUUUACUACGUGCUGGCCGUCGUCGUCGUGGCCUUCGAUAAGCGGCAGUGGAUGAAGGGAAAGUACACGCAGGAGAAGCAGCCUCAAUUCCCCCAUUCCGACGAUGAUGGUCUUGGAAAUGAGAACAGCAAGCACCCGAUUUCCCGGCGUGUCCUUCGCUGGGAACGAUCCGCGGAGCCGCUUUUUGAGCCCGACGCCGAUUUCCCGCUGCCCACUGAUCUCCAGGUGUUGCCCAGCGACCUCGAUUUCGUCAAAGUUCGACCUUUCAGACAUCUACCCGCCAAGACGAAGCCCUCUUUGACGAACAAUGAAGUCGACUACGACCCCGCUGUUGAAUUU